UUGAUUUUUUGUCAAAAUAAAGUUUAAUUAUAAUCCGAUCUAAAAGUGUUAUGACAAAACUGUUUACAUUUUUUGUAUCUGUUCGUAUUAAGCAUUGUCUUCAAGUUGAUUGUAUUAAAAAAAAAGUUGUUAAAAAUUAAGCUCAGGGUCCUAUUUUUACUAUUUUAAAAUACAAGAUCCAUUUUGUCAUUUAACAAAACAUAGGGUCCAAUCUGUAACUUUUGUAAAAUACAGGGUCCAAAAUGGUAUUUACCUUUUUUUUUUGGGUAAGGAUCUCCCAUUUAAGUUUAGUUUUUUUUUUUCUUUAUUGGUAAGGAUCGCACAUUUAAGUUAGGUUGCCUGCUUUUACCAUUUCAAAACGCUCGAGAUUAUCUUACCGUACUUAAUUAAUUGCCGUCCCAUUACAAAAUCUUCCAUAUAUGUUAUGCCAAAACAUAAUAUAAAUAUGCAAAAUUGGAUAACGACCAAAUCCAUGGACAAAAACUAAAUAUAUUAGGACAUAUUAUUAUAUAAAAUCAAAGUAUCUUUUCAUUAAAAAAUAAAAUAAAGUCCAAAGUGAUAUACUACAUAUAUACAUUCACACAUGCUGGUCAAAUGACUCAAAUCCCACUCUCCUAGCUGCUACUCUAACCAAAAAAAAAAAAAGCUCAAAAUCAUAUGGAGCAAUUUGAACCAGCAACCGGGGGCAAUCAAUAUGAGAAAUCCUUUGUUCAACCAUCCAUGGAAAAGUUCGAUUUCAAGGAUGUUUACUUUAAGGAGGACGAAGAGAGCUUAUCGAACAAUUUGGUGAGCAAUGGGAGCGUGGAUUUCCGAGGGAGAAUUGCCUCAAAGAAAACCACUGGAGGAUGGAAAGCCUCUCCAUUUAUUAUAGUGAAUGAGGUAGCAGAGAGGUUAGCAUUUUUCGCGAUUGCAGUGAAUAUGGUGGCUUACUUGGUUUUCGAAAUGAAAAAAUCACUUCCGGACUCUGCUACUAUUGUCACUGAUUGGAUUGGAGCAGCUUAUGUCCUCACAAUAUUUGGUGCUUUUAUGGCCGACGCUUUCUUGGGCCGCUUCAGAACCAUCAUGGUCUUCUCUUGCAUUUACGCCCUGGGAAUGGUGCUGUUGACAUUAUCAGCAUCAUUGGAUAGUCUACGUCCACCACCGUGCGCGGUGCGGCCAUGCACACAGGCAACAUCGAGCCAGAAUAACUUCUUGUACGCCGCACUAGCACUGAUAGCCCUCGGUACUGGGGGAAUCAAGCCCUGUGUCUCGACGUUUGGGGCUGACCAAUUUGAUGAGGCGGAUAGCGAAGAAGUUCAGAAGAAAUACGCCUUCUUUAAUUGGUUUUUCUUUUCGAUCAAUAUGGGAGCACUCUUAGCUAUUACAGUUCUUGUUUACAUACAAGACAGGUUUGGCUGGAUUUGGGGAUUUGGAAUUCCAACUGUGACUGUUUUCUGCUCAAUUAUCAUCAUGCUUGUUGGGCUUAGAUUUUAUCGAUAUCAAAAGCCCAUGGGAAGCCCAUUUACUCGGUUUCUCCAAGUCCUUGUGGCUGCUUUCAGGAACCAUUAUAGAGGAAUAGAAGUGGGCCGUACCACUGAGCUGUAUGAGGUUGAGACUAUGGAAUCUGAUAUAAAGGGUGCCCGAAAACUAAGUCAUACCACACAGUACAGGUUUCUGGACAAGGCAGCCAUAGUUGUAAGAGAUGAAGAUAAUAGUGACGUAAUAAUAAAAAACCGAUGGAAGAUGGUGACAGUAACACAAGUAGAAGAGAUGAAAUGCUUUGUGAGAAUACUUCCCAUAUGGUUAGCAACCAUAGCACUCUCAAUCUCAUUCGCACAAUUCUCAACUUUCUUUAUCAGCCAGGCUACAAUCAUGGACCGCAAUCUUGGUCCAAACUUCAAGAUUCCAGCAGGCUCAGUCCCAGUCUUCAGUGCCAUCAAUGCCCUAAUUCUGGUUCCUAUGUACGAGAAAUUCAUAAUCCCAGUUCUUCGGAACCGAACCGGUCAUCGUCGUGGCAUAACAUCUCUACAGCGAAUGGGAGUCGGCCUAUCAUUCUCAGUCAUCGCCUUGGCCUCAGCAGCAAUCAUUGAACAUAAGCGCCGAACCGAAACCAAUAAUGUUUUUAGUGUCUUUUGGUUGUUUCCUCAGUUCUUCUUAAUGGGAACUGCCGAGGUUUUCACCUACGUAGGACAACUUGAGUUUUUCUACGACGAAGCAACUGAUGGUACGAGGAGUAUUAGCAGUGCAAUUUUCUUGAGUGAGAUUGGGUUGGGAAGUUGGCUUAGUACGGCCCUUGUUAAGAUCAUUAACCGAGCCACUGGUGGUGAAGACAAGGGUUGGCUUAGAAAUAAUCUUAAUAUGAGUAAGCUUGACUAUUUUUAUUGGGUUUUGACUGCUAUUAACUUAGUUAAUUUCUUCGUCUUUGUUUUUGUGGCUCGGCGUUACAAAGGUAGGGAUGGAUAUAGUGGGUUGAAUAGUAAUGUGAUGAGAAAUGAGGAUAGUAGUUGUGAGGCUAUUGGUAGGGUUGGAGAUUCGACUUUGAUUGAAUUGGCUGGACAACCCAGUAAAAAAUAGCUACUAUAUUAUUAUUAUUAUUAUUUUUAUUUUUGGGGGGCUGGGGGACAUGAAAAUCUCAUCAUCAUUUUAUUAUAUCUUGUGUUGCAAUAUUUGUAAUACACCUUUUCUAUUAUGCAUAAUUUCUUUAAUGAAUGUAUGCGAUUUGCAAUUUGGCG
This is a messenger RNA of Cannabis sativa, 2711 nucleotides long. RefSeq names its product protein NRT1/ PTR FAMILY 8.1. Gene Ontology annotation, cellular component: membrane. Bases 658 to 2553 code for a protein of 631 amino acids. Gene Ontology annotation, molecular function: transmembrane transporter activity. Gene Ontology annotation, biological process: oligopeptide transport; transmembrane transport. The transcript has 5 exons. The record is from RefSeq and is a predicted model, not a curated record. Lineage: Eukaryota; Viridiplantae; Streptophyta; Magnoliopsida; Rosales; Cannabaceae.